AUGAAGGGUUCGUAACGCUCAGUCGCAUGCGCAGCGAGUCAAUCGCAUUCGUCCGGGCACGUUGGCGCUGACAAUGUUAUCACAGCUCUAAUUCUCGUCGGCGGUUUUGGAACCCGCCUGCGACCUCUCACCCUUACCCUCCCUAAGCCUCUCGUCGAAUUCGGCAACCGUCCCAUGAUCCUUCACCAGAUCGAGGCUCUGGCAGCGGCUGGCGUCACCGACAUCGUUCUCGCCGUUAACUAUCGCCCCGAGAUGAUGACCGAGGCGCUGAAGAAGUACGAGGAACAAUACAACGUCAAGAUCGAGUACUCGGUCGAGACCGAGCCUCUAGGAACGGCAGGGCCCUUGAAGUUGGCAGAGAAGAUCCUGGGCAAGGACGAUUCGCCGUUCUUCGUGCUGAACUCGGAUGUCAUCUGCGAAUACCCGUUCCAAGACCUGGUCAAGUUCCACAGCUCGCACGGCAACGAGGGCACGAUCAUCGUCACCAAGGUCGAGGAGCCCUCCAAGUACGGUGUCAUCGUGCACAAGCCAGACCACCCGUCGCGUAUCGAUCGUUUCGUGGAGAAGCCUGUUGAGUUCGUCGGAAACCGCAUCAAUGCCGGUCUUUACAUCCUUAACCCGUCAGUGCUGAAGCGCAUCGAGCUGCGACCGACUUCGAUCGAGCAGGAAACUUUCCCUGCCAUGGUCAAGGACGGCCAGCUGCACUCAUUCGAUCUAGAGGGGUUCUGGAUGGAUGUUGGACAGCCGAAGGACUUCCUCAGCGGCACUUGCCUCUACCUCUCUUCCCUGACCAAAAAGGGCAGCAAGCUCUUGACGUCGACUUCUGAGCCAUAUAUUCACGGCGGCAACGUCAUGAUUGACCCUUCAGCCAAGAUCGGGCAGAAUUGCAAGAUCGGACCCAACGUAACGAUUGGUCCCAACGUGGUUAUCGGUGACGGCGUCAGGCUGCAGCGAUGUGUGCUGCUCGCCGGCAGCAAGGUCAAGGAGCACGCAUGGAUCAAGAGCACAAUUGUCGGCUGGAACAGCACGGUCGGCAGAUGGGCUCGUCUCGAGAAUGUGUCAGUGCUGGGUGACGACGUGACCAUUGGCGAUGAGAUCUACUGCAACGGAGCAUCAGUCUUGCCGCACAAGAGUAUCAAGGCAAACGUCGACAGUAAGUCAAGAUCAAACCCGUGUCAGAAGGUGGCGCUAACAUUGGAGCAGCUCCGGCGAUUAUCAUGUAG
Messenger RNA from Lecanosticta acicola, 1223 nucleotides. The record is from the annotation of a GenBank genome assembly. Lineage: Eukaryota; Fungi; Ascomycota; Dothideomycetes; Mycosphaerellales; Mycosphaerellaceae.